Molecule: messenger RNA, 1284 nt
Organism: Kluyveromyces marxianus DMKU3-1042
Lineage: Eukaryota; Fungi; Ascomycota; Saccharomycetes; Saccharomycetales; Saccharomycetaceae
Gene: MAP2
Product: methionine aminopeptidase
Exons: 1
Coding region: 1-1284 (427 amino acids)
Biological process (GO): proteolysis
Molecular function (GO): metalloaminopeptidase activity
Source: RefSeq, a predicted model, not a curated record
AUGUCUGACGAAAUAAAAGCGGAAGUUAGAGAAGCUGCCGAUGCUAGCCAAGAACAGACCCCGGAAACAUCUACUCCUGUUGAAGUAGGUGCGGAAGGUGUUGAGGAAACAGAUGCUGCCGGUGCUGGUGAGCAGGAUGGGAAAAAGAAGAAAAAGAAGAAGAAGAAGAAGGCUAACAACAUGAAGAACAUUGCGUUGAUAUACCCUGAUGAGAAGUACCCUGAGGGAGAAUGGAUGGAGUAUCACCAAGAUUUCAACUUGAACCGAGUGACGGAUGAAGAAAAGCGUUAUAACGAGAGAAACGAGGAGUACGAACAAAGGGUCAACGACAUGCGUAAGGCCGCCGAGAUUCACCGUCGUGUGAGAAGAAACGCAAGAAACAAGAUCAAGCCUGGCAUGACUUUAACCGAGAUCGUCAACAUUGUUGAAGAUGCUACGAGAAAAUUCACAGGUACAGACCCUAAUGGGGAUCACGUGGACCAGCCCAAGAGCCAAGGUGUAGCCUUCCCAACCGGUGUGUCUUUGAACCAUUGCGCUGCGCAUUUUACUCCAAAUGCGGGAGAUAAGACCGUGUUGAAGUACGAAGAUGUUAUGAAGCUAGACUUUGGUGUCCACGUGAACGGGUACAUCAUCGACUCUGCAUUCACAGUCACGUUCGACCCACAAUACGACAACUUGCUUGCUGCUGUGAAGGACGCUACGAACACUGGUAUCAAGGAAGCCGGUAUCGACGUCAGACUAACGGACAUUGGUGAAGCCAUCCAGGAAGUCAUGGAGUCCUACGAGGUCGAAAUUAACGGCAAAACGUACCAAGUGAAGCCUUGCCGGAACUUGUGCGGUCACAACAUUGCGCCAUACCGUAUCCACGGUGGGAAGUCCGUCCCCAUCGUCAAGAAUGGUGACACUACUAAGAUGGAGGAAAACGAGCACUUUGCUAUCGAGACAUUCGGUAGCACGGGUCGUGGCUACGUCGUGCAAGAGGGCGAAUGUUCGCACUACGCCAAGAAACAGGGCGCCCACUCAACUCCAUCGCUCUCCAGUGCAAAACACCUCCUAAAAGUCAUUGAUGAUAACUUCGGAACCAUACCUUUCUGUCGUCGUUACUUGGACAGAUUAGGAGAAGACAAACACCUCUACGCAUUGAACAGUUUGGUCAAACAAGGUAUAGUCCAAGACUACCCUCCAUUAAACGAUAUCAAGGGCUCCUACACCGCUCAAUUCGAACACACACUAAUCCUACAUCCUCAUAAGAAGGAAGUCGUGUCACGUGGAGACGACUACUGA